GGAACAGAAAAAGUUCAACAAGAUGUUCGGCCAGUGGAAUCCACAGGCGCCUCACAAGCCCGAGCGAUAUUCCAAUCUACGAGCUUACAGGGCUAGCGGUGGCUACCAACGCAAGAAGGAAGGUUUCAACGCAUUCUUGCGAGGGGCGGCAGCCCAGUACAGAUCUCAUAAUGAGAGCGAACCCUUGAACGGCUCCCGCUCAACAUCUUCAUCUAGUCCUACUCCAGCUGUAGUGCCCACCAGACCAUCAUUUGCCCCGCCGGCCUCCUACGAUGACUCCCCUGCAAUGCUGCCCUCUGACCAGUCCGGAGAAGAUGCCUAUGCUCGCCGCAUGCAACUAUCACAGCCACAGCCAAACAGUGCGCCGUCUCCAUCUGCACACGAGCCUGUACCUGGAUAUCCUCCACCCCCUCCUUCAGCCACAAAUGAUUACACGCCUCCACCCCCGCCUCCACCACCAGCUACUUCUGUGCCGACACCUUCAACCUACCAAGGUGCCACUAUAUCUGCGCCACCCAUACGAUAUGCGAACGCGACCAUUUCAGCACCCCCAGUCCGUUAUGAGCGUCCCGACAUUCCAAUGGAAGAUCUAGACGAUGAGCCAACCCCAGAAGAACGGCCAUCGAAGCGUCCCAAGAUCAGCAAGGCAGAGGCGAUGAUGGCCAAGAUGGGGUACAAAAAGGGCCAGGGUCUGGGCAAGAACAACGACGGAGUGGUCACUCACCUGGAAGUCAAGAUGCGCAAAGUUCCACAAGGGACCAGCACUUUUGACGAUGAAGGCGGCAAAGUCAAAUCACAACAGGUCUGGGAUGUCCGCGGUGGCGCACGCAAUCAGAAAGAUGAGCCUGGCAAGUUUGGCGAGGAGUCUUCUGUCGUGGUUACUUGGGGUUGCGUAGAUGGUGUUGAUUGGGACGCCAACGCUGAUCGCAACGACGGCGGUAUCCGCCAGGACAUGGGCGAGGCGUUUAGCAACAAGUUUGGCCCAGUCGAGCACGUGCAGCUAGACGAGAACAACAAGGACGGUGUUGUCUACAUCCACUUCCAAUCCGUCCUCAGCGCCCUCAAUGCCGUCAACCGUUUCGACGAAGGGUGGGAGUUUAGAGGCAGGAAGAUUCGCGCUAAAUACUAUGAUGAGCGUAAGUUCCAUGCGGGCAUUUAUGAUUAUUAACCGUUGCCAAUUUUUUUUUCUUAUGAUCGAGUGUUUGGAUGAAAUAGGGCUUGUGGAUAUUUCACGCUGUAAAAUUUUUGUUACUUUUUUUUUACUUUCUGGUAUUCACUUUCUUCUUUCCUGUCUUUCUCAGAGUGUGAGAGAGAGAGAGGGGGGGGGGGUUAUUGAUACGAAGGGUUCAAGCGUAGAAUGCAUGUACGGUAAAAAAAAAGGGAUUUCGGGAGAGC
Messenger RNA from Bipolaris maydis ATCC 48331, 1395 nucleotides. RefSeq lists its product as uncharacterized. Gene Ontology annotation, biological process: mRNA cis splicing, via spliceosome. Lineage: Eukaryota; Fungi; Ascomycota; Dothideomycetes; Pleosporales; Pleosporaceae. Gene Ontology annotation, molecular function: RNA binding. The record is from RefSeq and is a predicted model, not a curated record. Gene Ontology annotation, cellular component: precatalytic spliceosome.